Messenger RNA from Dalotia coriaria, 3665 nucleotides. Its product is annotated as neo-calmodulin-like. Gene Ontology annotation, cellular component: myosin II complex. The transcript has 8 exons. Gene Ontology annotation, molecular function: calcium ion binding. Lineage: Eukaryota; Metazoa; Arthropoda; Insecta; Coleoptera; Staphylinidae. The coding region runs from base 471 to 1310 and encodes 279 amino acids. The record is from RefSeq and is a predicted model, not a curated record.
CGCACGAUACGCACCGCCGCCGACGCCACCGCCACCACCCAGCCAUCGAGCGAAGCCGAGCGCGACAACAAUUCCACCCGCCUGAGUCGCCCAGUUACCGCCGGCGCCGUCAGGGCAAUUCGUUCGCGGAAUCGCGCGUACACCGGUGCCACGUGCCCUUAAACCGGUGCUGCAAUCCGACGCUCAUUAACACACGGCAACUGAGACGCGGGCAGCGAGGGCGCGGACAAGACGGUCCUAGUCGAUCCCAAAAGGUUUAACCCCAACGUGUGCCAUUCAUUGCGUUACGCCAAUGGUUGCUCUGAGGGACGGCGGAAAGAUGAUAUGGCAUUUGGCAAUUUGCUCUGUAAUUCCAUAACGUAAAUCACCGCGCAAUUUCGUGUACCUACUACGCAAGCAGUUCAUAAACCAAACGUGCGAAGAGCUUCGUCAGGAAACAGCCACAACAGCAGAACGUGAAGUGAAGAAAAAUGGCAUUCGCUGCUGCGCGUAUGAUCCUGAAGGAUAAGCGGAGGAAGCCGUCCAAGGAAGAGUACACGCCAAGGAACCGGAGUAAGGCGCGCAGUGGGAGCGCCAGUAGCUAUCGAAGUCUCAGUCAGGCACGCAACAAGCCCGCUGAUGGCAGCGCGCCCGGUAAGCAGGGCCAGUGCCCGCGCACACCAACGAAGAACGCCGGCGGCAAGGGCCAGAAGCCCGGUCAGAAGAAUGGCGGCUCGCAGCAGAAGGGCCAGCCGAAGCAAGCGUCCGCAAAGGCGGCUGCCACUGCCGUCGUCGCCACCACCGCCAACGCCAAGAACUCGAAGAAUAAGAAGAAGGGCAAGCAUCACCAGCACGACCUCAUCGUCACCAUCAACUUGAAUGAAUACGGGCUGUCCGAGGAUCAGGUCGCCGAAUUCAAGGAAGCCUUCAUGCUGUUCGACAAGGACGAGGACGGCACCAUAACAAUGGCCGAAUUAGGCGUUGUCAUGCGAUCAUUAGGACAACGUCCGACCGAAACCGAGUUGCGUGAUAUGGUCAACGAAGUAGAUCAGGAUGGUAACGGCACUAUCGAAUUCAACGAGUUUCUGCAGAUGAUGUCGAAGAAGAUGAAGGAUUCCGAUGGCGAGGAUGAAUUACGAGAGGCGUUCAGAGUUUUUGACAAGAACAAUGACGGAUUAAUCUCGUCCAAUGAGUUACGCCACGUGAUGACUAGCUUGGGCGAGCGCUUAUCGGAAGAGGAAGUCGACGACAUGAUCAAGGAGGCUGAUCUGGAUGGCGAUGGACAAGUCAACUAUGACGAAUUCGUAUCCAUCUUGACUUCGAAAAAUUAAGUCCUCUCCACAGACUUUCUAAUUCAAGGUCCAAAGAAAACAACUCACAACAAUGAAUAACGAUAACUCUUACUUAUUAACUACUAUUCCACAUUCAAAGGCAAAAACAAAAAUAAAAAGCUUCAUAGAGAAUCAAACGUAUAGGAUUCAAGAAAUCGUUAUCUUUAAUGACAAGUGCUGCAUUUGUUUCCAAACUUUACAGUUACGUUCACAAUGUAUUGAAUUAGGAAGUACAUAUAUUAAAUCUUAUUAAUGAAUACUUACACCUCUCAUAAAAUAUUGGAGUCUUAAAACUAUUAAGCAAAUUAAAACUUUACGAAUAUAUGUAAUACAAAGACGCAACUUUAGGCUGAAAUUGAGUUUUCGAUUAAAAUGAACAAUGUUAAAAUUGAGCACUCGCUAAUAGAUUUGUAAACUUUAUGGGUUUUAGGUCGCAUUCAAACGUGAUUGAGACUACGUUGAGUACCAAUCGUAAGUCUCCUUCCCGUUUGACUGGCUGCCCAAGGAAUAUCCACUUAAAACGAUGUAAUUGAAUCGAUGCAAUGUGAAUCUCAAAGAAAUCAAAAAUCAAAAUCAAAGCGUCCACUAAAUAGCCGAAAACCAAUGUAAAACUUCUAGUCAACAGGGUUUUUAUAAAAUAUGGAAAGAAUCUAUUAAGCGUUUAUCAUCGCAAACACCAUUUGUUCCAAAUGCUGAGUUCUAACUAAUGAAAUACACUAUUACAAAUAAAAUAAUCAAAAACACGUUGGGAAUUAUCCACAUUAUAUUCUAUUAUACAGUGUUACCAGUUUAUGGUGUGUGUGGUCAAACUAUUUCUAAACACUAAUUUAAAAGAUAUUUAACAAUGUUAAGCAAAUAUAUUGUUUAUAAUCUAUUCUAGUGAUAAUUGUAUAUUUACUAUAACUGUUAACUUUUUGGAUAAUGCUGGUCGUUAUCUUCGAAUGUAAUUUAUUUUACUACUAAACUUUUACGUUUGUUUACAUUUAUGUUAAAGGAGAACGAUUGAAAUUGAAAACAUCACAUCAUUAUCUAGUCACUCUGUAUAAUCGUUAAAAUAGUUAAAUUUUUCAAAUUUGGAAUAUAAAUAUUCACCUAUGAUAACUAUUACAAGUAACAUUUACAGAAGUCGAACUAAAUUCAUUUAGAGCUUUAUUUUAUGCAAUUAUUUGCGUAUCUAUAGACAAGCGACAUGAACAAGUAACGAAAGUAAGCAGCUUACUCUAUAUCGAAGCUAUUAAGAAAUUAAUUAGUCUUCUAUGUGAAUACAAGAGCUAAUUUUGUAUGCGAAUAGAUUCGAUUUAUUCUAAUCGUAGCUGUUUUGAUUGACGUACAUAGAACUUGACUGAUGUUAAAUGUUAAAUGAAUACCUACAAUAGAUGUGUUCUCGUUCGCCCUCUUUACUUACAAUUGCAAGGUAUAUUUAGUAUAAUUUUGUAUCAGGUGUUAAAUGCAGGCAAGGCAACAACAAGAAGAACAAGUAGAUCAUGGUGAAUUUGACUCGCACAACAAAAGGACCAAGAAUGCUAUCCGGAUUGUACUAUACACGAUGAAUAACUUUAACUUGUCACGGGAAAAUGGACGAUUAACGCUGUUUCCACAGAAUUAUCCGCUGAAAAUUAAUCUUUCUCAAUUCCUGCCGAAAAAUAUAUGUACUCUACAAUUUAGCAGGAUGUACAUUAUCACUAACUAUGAAUUAAAACACAAUGGUUUUGAAUUAAAGUUCAAGAGCGCAUUAAAUAUCACAGAAAAACUAUCACAUCAAGUCCUAGAUGUUUGAGAAUCAAGUUAAAUAAUUCACCUUGUAUAGAAUUAAUAAUGCAUUGCGCCUAAACGGGUUGACUUGGUUUCAUUUUCUUGAUGCAAUAUUCUGAAAUAUUUAUACUUAAAUCGGUUGAAUUAAUUUUUGACGUGUGACUUGGUAGUGUAUUUAUAUAUUCUUCGAAAUUGUUUAGUGCGAUAUCUUUGCCAUUAUAUUACAUUAUGAACACGACAAUAAAACAUUUCAAAUUGAACGAUUAGAAAUUCCCGGUUAACAAAGCGUUGAGCAUACAUGCAUUCAAAAGGCAAACAGAACUUCGUCUUCCUAAGUUUAUUUUAGUUUGAUUCGGCCCCCAAUCUAAAUUCGAAUGCUAUUUAUUUUGUUUUAUUCUUCCAAUUAGUGAGCUUAGUUAGUUAUGUAUUGUCACGCGAGUAGGGCAAGCAAUUAAGUUAAACAAAUUGUUAUUUAUUUAUAUGUUAAGUACGUAAAUAUAAGUUUUAUUAUUACAUAUUUGAAUUGUUUGAAUUAACGUGAGUUGAUUAGCUGACAAAUUAUACUGAAAAUUGAAAAUAAAUUAUAACAAUAUACGAAUCACA